AUCCCUCGUUUUUGCCUACCACCACCUGCCCUAUUGAUUUACUUUUUCCAGAUACCAACCACCAAAACUUGGUGAAACAGAUCACUGUCGCGCUCGAGGAGCCACCAGGUAUACAGGUGUACAAAUUCGUCACAGUGCAGCUUCCCCGCCUACUCCAUAUCUUCUAACAAAGCGCAAUGGAGCUUGCGUCUUCUACUUACGGUCAAACGGUAAGUGAAGAAACCAGGAAGAAUGGAACCUUAAUUUGUGUCCCUAUAAUGGGAGAGUCAGUUGACAAGAUGAAGAUUGACAUGCACAAGGCUAAAGCUAGUGAUGCUGACCUUGUUGAAAUACGAUUGGACUCUUUGAAGAACUUCAGCUAUGUUGAAGAUUUGAACUCUCUAAUUAAAGAGUGUCCUUUACCGGCAAUUUUCACCUAUAGGCCAAACUGGGAAGGUGGCAUGUAUGAUGGUGAUGAAAACAAGCGAUUGGAUGCAUUACGAUUAGCCAUUGAGUUAGGAGCUGAUUACAUUGACGUUGAACUUAAGGCUGCUCAUCGGUUCUAUGACUCCAUACGUGGAAAGGAACUCAACAAAUCCAAGGUCAUUGUUUCAUCACACAAUUACCAGUACACUCCAUCAGUUGAGGAUCUUGCCAACCUUGUGGCAGAGAUACAAGCAACUGGGGCAGACAUCGUGAAGUUUGCAACAACUGCCUUGGAUGUCACUGAUGUGGCACGCAUUUUUCAAAUAACAACACAUUCUCAAGUAAGCCGCGUUCCAAUUAUUGCACUUGCUAUGGGUGAUAAGGGCUUAAUUUCACGUAUACUUUGUGCAAAAUUUGGUGGGUAUCUCACUUUUGGCACCCUUGAGGCCGGACUAGUUUCAGCUCCUGGUCAACCAACUAUUAAGGAUCUGCUAAAUCUAUACAAUUUCAGACAAGUAGGUCCAGAUACAAAAGUACUCGGCAUUAUUGGAAAGCCAGUUGGCCACAGCAAAUCACCCUUAUUGUAUAAUGAAGCCUUCAAAUCAAUAGGUUUUGAUGCUGUGUACGUUCAUUUACUGGUCGAUGACCUUGCCAACUUUCUCCAGACUUACUCAUCCACAGAUUUUGUUGGAUUCAGUGUUACCAUUCCUCACAAGGAAGCUGCACUUAAAUGCUGUGACGUGGUUGACCCAAUUGCUAAGUCAAUAGGAGCUGUGAAUUGCAUUGUAAAGAGUUCAACUGAUGGGAAGUUGAUUGGAUAUAAUACGGAUUAUGUUGGUGCCAUUUCUUCCAUUGAAGAUGUUCUACGAGGUGAGGAUUAUAGCAAGGCAGCCGCUUCACCAUUAGCUGGCAAGCUUUUUGUUGUGAUUGGAGCUGGUGGUGCUGGGAAGGCACUUGCUUAUGGUGCGAAAGAAAAGGGGGCAAGGGUUGUGAUUGCCAACCGUACCUAUGAUCGUGCCAGAGAACUUGCCAAUCUGAUUGGAGGAGAAGCUUUAACCCUUGCUGAGUUAGAUAAUUAUCACCCGGAGAAUGGCAUGAUUCUAGCAAACACAACAUCAAUCGGAAUGCAACCAAAAAUUGAUGAAACACCAAUCUCUAAGCAUGCUUUGAAGUAUUACUCCCUGGUUUUUGAUGCUGUCUACACCCCCAAAAUGACAAGACUAUUGAAAGAUGCUGAAGAGUCAGGAGCUGCCAUUGUAACAGGAUUGGAGAUGUUAUUAGGACAGGCUUAUGAACAGUAUGAGAAAUUUACUGGUUUGCCAGCACCGAAGGAGCUUUUCAGAAAAGUUUUGGCAGACUACUAAUGAGGAUGAGUUCAAUAAUGCUAGUCUGAAAAGGCCAAGGGUUUUUGCGUAGAGAUUUCCAUUACACCCCAAAGAGGCUGGUUGGGCAGGAGCGCUUUCGUCCAUUGUUUUGGGGCAGAGCAUGUGGCUUGUGAGGAACCUGCAAAUAAGCCCCAUUUAUCAAAAAGAGAAUAAUUUCCACAAUUUGCGGCCAUUUGAAUGUUAUACCACUUUUGCUUUAGUACAUAGAGAUUUGCUGCAGUUUUCAGAGUGUCUUCUGCUAGAACAAAUGUUGUCAUUUAGUAAUAUUUACUUGUACUGUAAAUUAAGGGUUCUUGGACAAUUGCAAAUGUUUUGCCAACAUAAACCUUCUCUCUCUAAUAUUUUUAAUCCCAUUCCUGUCGCAGAUUUUUAAA
Molecule: messenger RNA, 2164 nt
Organism: Neltuma alba
Lineage: Eukaryota; Viridiplantae; Streptophyta; Magnoliopsida; Fabales; Fabaceae
Product: bifunctional 3-dehydroquinate dehydratase/shikimate dehydrogenase, chloroplastic
Exons: 12
Coding region: 177-1769 (530 amino acids)
Biological process (GO): shikimate metabolic process; chorismate biosynthetic process
Molecular function (GO): NADP binding; 3-dehydroquinate dehydratase activity; shikimate 3-dehydrogenase (NADP+) activity
Source: RefSeq, a predicted model, not a curated record